UCUUGGGAAACAACCCCCACCACCCAGCCUCAGUUUUCCCCUCUGCAAACUGGGGUGAGGACCGUGCCCCCUUGCCCCGCUGUGGUGAGGGCCCGAGCUUCCUGUGAGGUGGACGCUGCCUUAUGAAAGAUGGCUCGCUGGAAAGCAGAGUAACAUCCCUGUGCGGGAGACCCAGCGGGCGCCGGAGGCUCCGCGAGGCUCCGCGGGCCUCCACGUCGUAGGGUGGGCCCGAGGUGCCAAAGGCCAAUGGGCGUGCGGGGGUGUGGCCUUCGACGCACUUCCGGACCUUCCGAUUCGGUGGGUGCAGCUUGGGCGUCCAAGCCAAUGAGAGCGCGGGGGCGGGGCUCGCAUAGGCGCAGGAGGCGGCGGCCCGGGACUCCGUGAGCGCAGCGGGGGCGGGGCCUGGCAGGCCCCUCCUUCACCCGCCCCCAAACUCCCAGGGUGGAGAGGGGGUCCCGACGUCUGGGACUGGUUGUCUGGGACACCGAGACCAGUGGCGGAAGGGAUCCGGACCCCCGGGCUAGUGGCAGGGGCAAGUCCAGGUCACUGGGGUCUGGGCCUGAGUGAAGGAGGCCUCCCCGCCCCUGGGUCCCCUAAGGCUGCUUCCGUUUGCCGACGCUAGUAAACGGAGCCAGGCCCUUCCCUUUCACCCCGGAGUGCUCGAAGUGUGGUCCCAUCCUGGUCCCAAUGCACUUCUCUUUGUGGCCUCCUUUCAUCAGCCGCCUGCCAGUCGCCAUGCUGUCCCUGUGCCUGUGCCGGUUCUGGCCCCGCAGCCCUUCCACCCGGCUCUUCUCGGCGGCCACCAGGCAGCGGUCUGGCCCCAGGAACUACUAUGAACUGUUAGGGGUGCAUCCUGGUGCCAGCACUGAAGAAGUUAAACGAGCUUUCUUCUCCAAGUCCAAAGAGCUGCACCCUGAUCGGGACCCUGGGAACCCAGCCCUGCACAUCCGCUUUGUGGAGCUGAGUGAAGCGUACCAAGUGCUCAGCCAUGAGCACAGCCGCCGCAGCUAUGAUCACCAGCUCAGCUCCACAACUCCUCCAAAGUCUCCAGGAACCACAGUCCAUCCCAGGGCUGCUCAUCAAGCACACAGCAGCUCCUGGGCACCCCCCAAUGCACAAUACUGGGCCCAGUUUCAUGGUGUGAGGCCUCAGGGACCAGAGUCGAGGCAGCAGCAGCACAGACACAACCAGCGGGUGCUGGGAUACUGCCUCCUGAUCAUGUUGGCAGGCAUGGGCCUGCAUUAUGUUGCCUUCAGGAAGCUGGAGCAGAUGCACCGGAGCUUCAUGGAUGAAAAGGAUCGAAUAAUCACAGCCAUCUACAAUGACACACGGGCCCGGGCCAGGGCCAACAGAGCCAAGCUCCAGGAGCAACUGCAGAGGCAGCGGCUGCAGCCACCACCUGGAGGCCCAGGGAUCAUGCCUCCGGGCACAGGCACCCGCCCGUGAGCAGCUCGCUGGGAUGGGGCCUUGCUACCCCAUGGGACUUCCCACUCCCCAAAACGCGUGCAAUAAAGUGAUUCUCAGA
This is a messenger RNA of Nyctereutes procyonoides (raccoon dog), 1525 nucleotides long. RefSeq names its product DnaJ heat shock protein family (Hsp40) member C4 (gene DNAJC4). NCBI's taxonomy places the organism in Eukaryota, Metazoa, Chordata, Mammalia, Carnivora, Canidae. The coding region runs from base 688 to 1446 and encodes 252 amino acids. The record is from RefSeq and is a predicted model, not a curated record. The transcript is spliced from 6 exons.